AUGGAGCCCGCGGCCACCACCAGCAUCCAGGUGCUGCUCCAGGCGGCCGAGUUCCUGGAGCACCGGGACCACCGCGACCCGCCCGGCCUGGCCGAGGCCGAGCACGGCUACGCCUCACUUUGCCCUGCCCGGUCGCGCCGGGCCGUGAGCAGCGUCAGGUCGGUGCACAACGCGCUGGAGAAGCACAGGAGAGCCCAGCUCCGGUGCUGCUUGGAGCGGCUGAAGCAGCAGGUGCCGGUGGCCGCGGGGCCGGCCCGUCCCACCACGCUGAGCCUCCUACACCGUGCCCGGCUUCACAUCCAGAGGCUGGAGGAGCAGGAGCUGAGGGCACGGAGGGCUAAGGACCGGCUGCGAGACCGGCAGCGGAGCCUGCGGCGGCGGCUGGAAUGGCUGCUCCUACCCACCGACGGGGAACGGGCACGGGCUGACAGCCUAGACUCAUCCCAGCUCUCAGAGCCCUCCGAGGGAGAGGAUGCCGAGGUGGAGGUGGAUGGUGUGGUGUUCGGUGGGGACCUGCUGCACGCCUUCGGCACCGGGAGGGACCACAGCUACUCCAGCCUCCACAGCCCGGAAUCCUGACAGUGCCCACUGCCUUCCCUGCACUGCCUGCCUGCCUCCUUCCUGCUGGAAAUGCAGCCUCCCUGGCUUCAUCACAGCCAGGAUAAGGGGCCACAGGUGGGGGUGAGCACCCAGCUUGGCCCCCAGCAGCUGGGCUGCUGGGCAGCACUGGCUGUGGCACUGGGUGCACGGGGCUGGCACCGCACUGUGGCACCCACUGUGAGUGCACUGCAAAGCACUGGGAGAGGCACUGGAAGAGGGCCCAGCUGUCAUGGGGAAACCCUCACGCCUCCCCCUGUGCACCGCCAGGCACGUGGCAGUGCUGCUCACUGCAGACAUAGCUACAGGAGGGCUGUCCCGCCCCUGGACAGACAGAAAGGGGAAACAAGUGCAUUAAGCAAUGUCUUCAUGCUCCCACAGGCACCCCGCUCUUUUGUACAGACCCCACACUUUUAUAGUAAAG
Lepidothrix coronata (blue-crowned manakin) is the source of this 1021-nucleotide messenger RNA. It is a transcript of the gene MXD3, whose product is annotated as MAX dimerization protein 3. The record is from RefSeq and is a predicted model, not a curated record. The transcript has 5 exons. Bases 1 to 579 code for a protein of 192 amino acids. Gene Ontology annotation, biological process: regulation of transcription by RNA polymerase II. Gene Ontology annotation, molecular function: RNA polymerase II cis-regulatory region sequence-specific DNA binding; DNA-binding transcription factor activity, RNA polymerase II-specific; protein dimerization activity. Lineage: Eukaryota; Metazoa; Chordata; Aves; Passeriformes; Pipridae.